Hibiscus syriacus is the source of this 414-nucleotide messenger RNA. RefSeq lists its product as uncharacterized. The record is from RefSeq and is a predicted model, not a curated record. The transcript has a single exon. Lineage: Eukaryota; Viridiplantae; Streptophyta; Magnoliopsida; Malvales; Malvaceae. The coding region runs from base 1 to 414 and encodes 137 amino acids.
AUGGUAGAGGCUGUGGUCGUGCCAGCUAAGACUGGUGGACCUGCUAGAGUGUACGUGAUUCGUGAGCCUCAGGAUCGUGUUCCGACGGACGUUAUCAUAGGUACUUUUCUACUGGAGUCUUUUCUUUUGCUUGCCUUGAUAGAUUCUAGUUCUUCACACUCUUAUAUCCUUGGAAGUUUGGCUAAUCGGUUGAGUGUUCCUGUUUGUGUUAAGAGUGUGGGUUUGGUUGUAACUGGAGCUUUAGGCGAGAGAGCAUUUGUGGAUUGUGUUAACCAUAUGUGUCAUUUGGUUGUUCAAGGCGAGGUUUUUCCGGUCGAUUUGAUGGAGUUAUCGUUCCAUGGUUUUGACGUCAUUCUGGGUACAGAUUGGUUACGCGAUCAUCACAUACACUUGGAUUUUGAGUUAUCCAGGUAA